This is a messenger RNA of Xyrichtys novacula (pearly razorfish), 7499 nucleotides long. Lineage: Eukaryota; Metazoa; Chordata; Actinopteri; Labriformes; Labridae. The record is from the annotation of a GenBank genome assembly.
AUGGGCACAGAGCAUGAGGAGAACGAGCCAACAAAGGGAGAUGAUCCAUCUCAACAGGAUGCUGUCAGUGUGAGUAUCUCCUCCUGGGAACGGUCUCAUUUCUCUGCAAACAUUUUGAUGUAAGAUGUAAAGUAUUUUCAAAUUCCUCUGUUAAAUUUUGAUCAGGAUGACGGCCAUUUCUCUAACAAGAUCCUGAAGAUUUUAGUAGAUGAGUCUAAAUCAACACGUCGCUAUUACAGAUUAAAUUUUGGCUUUAACAGGUUGAACGUUUUUCCCGUGGGAAUCUAUAUCCUGCUAACUUGGGAUGAAUUAAGUGCUGCUUGCACAGUAUGGGAUGACACUAGAUGAAUAAUACAUGUGUGUUUGGUAACUCAAUGAGUGCUGAGCGCUGCAUACGAUGUCACUGUUACUGGUUGUCAGGCAUUACCCUCAUAAACUCAAGUGACCAGUAAUGGAGGCCAUUACCAGCGAACACAAGCUUACAUCACUGGCGGCAGACCAACGGCUCUAUCUAUGUAACAUUUCCCUUUUGAACGUCUAUGAAAACUUUUCUUUCCAAACACUUGCUCAGCUCUUCCUCUCUGCAUUCAGGAUUGAUUAGCAUAUUGUUCACCCUACUGUAAUGCAAACUAGCUGACCUGAAUAAGAUAAAGUGAUAAGAGGAGAAUGGCGGCAGCAGGGUUAUGCCCUUUUGAUGUUCCACUGGUAAUUUAACCUACGUAAGCUCCUCAAUGAGAGCCAGUGGCGCCUUUGUGUUCCUCAAUUCCACCAUUGACUCCUACGGGCUCUUUGGUCCCUUGUCAAACGCUUGAUGACAGACUUACUGUAUCACGUUUGUGACUUUCACAUUAUUCCAGCCAUUGACCACAUCCCUGUUACAAUCCACUCAGACCGAAAUGGCUUUUUAAAAAGGGCAAGUUCAAUUUACUGUUACUGUGAUGACCCUCUGGCAUUAGAGAGCAAAUGUGAGCCCCUGUAUGGCUGUAGAUUGCAGAUGUGUCUGUGGAGGUGGCCACAGUGGACCACACUCUGCAAAAGCUCCGCAGGAUGUACAGAAAGACGAGACGGAAGCCCAAGGGGCUCCAGAGGCUUUGGGUCCGUCUGCUGAACAUCCCCCACCUCGCUGUCAUCAUCGCAGCUGUGGUGUUUGUGGUAGUGGUGAUCAUGUGGUCGCUGCUCUGGGUCUUCAUCUGUAAGUAAAAUGGUUCCUCUGUUUCAAGACUCAUCAAAGCUCCUGAGGUUUAGUGAGUAAAAUAACAAAAUGUCUUUAUUCUUAGUCCGCAGAGAAAGCAACAGUGGGGUGUAUUUUGCCGGUAUGUUCCGUGUUGCCAAUGUGGAGUUUAUCCCGGAGUAUCGCCAGGCAGAGUCUCUUGAGUUUGUCUCUAUGGCAAACAAAAUCCAACAUGUGGUAGGUAUCAGUGUAACCCUGUUAUUCACUAGUUGGUCCCUGCUGAACACAAGAUCUAAGAAAGUCUUUGUGGUAAUUGCUGGUGUCUGCUGAUGCAGGUGAGCAAUGUGUACAAGAUGUCCUCAGUGGCCAGACUCUACAAGCAGGCAGUCAUUUCAGACCUCAGGUACAGCGGCUCUGUUAUCUCUGUUAUUGGUGUGUAAAAGCAAAAGGAGCUGAUAUUUAUGUUUGUGCUGUUCAUUCCAGGUUCUAGUGUCAUCACGCCCUGUUUUUAACUUGCUCUAUAAAUUCUCUUUUACAGUAACAACAACAAAGGCGGUGUGUUGGUUCAUUUCUGGAUGGUGUUUGUGGUCCCUCGACUGAAGAGCACAGCAGUGUGUGAGGAGUGUGUAGGAGCUAUUUUCAAAGACUCGGUCCACACCAGCAUGAAGAACAGGUCCUCUGUGGGUUACCUCCUGGGUCUUCCAGUCGAUAUAGACUCCAUCCUUAUUAACGGUAUGUCACUGUAUUCAAACAGGCUUUAAAAUGUCCUCGAUGAAUGCAGAGAUUUAUGAUUGUGUGUUUCUGCAGCUGUUCAGCGGUCAGAUUACUCAUCCAAUGGAGCAGGUAGGAGUCAAAACUUGCCUUCAAAUUUUCCCUGCAAUACAAAGAGUAUAAAGAGUGUUUUUUUUCUUCUCUCCUCACAGGUUCUCAGUGUGUAGAUAAGCUGUAUGCCAACCUUCCUGGGACGAGUGUCCCUUUAAAUGUCUUCUCCUCAUGGGGUGUGACCUGCCAUGUAAAACUCACUGCUGUGCCCGGCUCUCUGAUCCGUCUGACUGUCUCUUCCUUCCUCAUUGAACCCAGCGACUGUGUGAACGAUGCCCUGACUGUGUACGACGCUCUGCUGCCCAUGAGAGGGCGCAUUCUGCACAGGUGAGCCUCCAGCUCAUUUCUCUCCUCGUGAGUUUAGACGUUUCAUGUAUUGAAGAGUAUCUCUCUUCUGCAGGCUGUGUGAGCCGGUGUCCACCUCAUUCUCUUUGGUGUCUACCUCUAAUGUCAUGUUGCUGUCCUUCAGGAUGACUAACGGCAACAAAGUCUUCAGAGGACACUUUGAGGCCAUUGCUGAGGAAAGUAUGUCACAUCUGCACAGAGGUUCCUGUCUCUUUGUGGCUUUUGCCCAAGUCUUCACAGUUUAAUUAUUGUCUCCUCAAAUUGAAUUUUAAGUAGUCUUAAGGGAUAAAACUACAGGCAAGUUCAAAGAUUUAAAAAAUGAGCCAAGAAAGCUGAUGAAAAUGAAGUUUAUCCUCUCUCUUGUUGACUUGAUUAUCUUUUGAUCCCUUUUGGCCUUGAGUCUGGGGCUGAGAGUUGAAUCCUGUCUCUGUUUCCCUAAGUAUGUUUGUCUCAAAUUGAGACCCAGUUAAAGCCUGACAUCUCUGGCCAGAUCUACAGCCCCUUCUACCCCAGCCUUUCACCCCCACAGUGCGCCUGCACCUGGAAAUUCAAGGUACAGUACGCACUUACACACACAUACAGGCUGAAAUCAAGCUAGCUCUUUGCUAAAGUGACCAAUGACUGAAAACUGAUUUUUAUCCUCUUUGUAUGUUGUUCCAGACCCCUGGUAGGAAUUUAGGAGUUGCAUUGCACUUUCAAAACUAUGUCCUAAAACCAAAGAACUUGAAGGCUUGCGAUCAGGGCUGGUGGAGGAUCAAUGAAAUCAUGUAUGUGGACACAACAGCAACAUAAAUAACAGUUUAAAGGAAAAUCCAUCUCAAAAUAUCAACAAAACACUCUUUCCUGUAAUUUAAUCAAUUUUCAACACAUAUCUCUGAAAAAAGACACUGUCUCCUUUGGCUAAAAGUACAUUUCCUCUGUAAUGGUAGAAUUUAUUUACACUUAAAGUUGUUGUAGAGUUGUAUCUGCUUGUUCAUUGGCCUGUUCAGCACAAUAGUACCCUUUGAUGAUUUCUGACGAUCGCUCUCCUCCAUCAGUUUCUGUGGCAACUACGUGGGACACCAAACCACGUUUCGGAUCUCUGACCACAGCCCAGAGGUGGAGUUUCGCUGCAGCUCACGUAACUCUGCUCAACCUUUUCAGGCAUCUUACAGCAGCUACAACAUCAGCCAACGUAAGUACUGCAGGGCCAGUACAGCAGAGAAGAUACACAGCAGAAAAAUGCAGAAUAAAAGUCUCAAAGGUGCUUUGUUGUACUCAAGAGAUGCAGCUGCUGAAGAACGUUGUUUGGCAUUGGAUGCUAAAAAUUAAAAAAUUAAUAUGCUUUAGGAGAAUAUACUUUUUAAUGCACUGCUGGGAUGUUACAUGACUGGAAUAACAUUUUGAUCUUUACUCCAUUAAAUAACUAUAAUCUACAUCUGAGCAGCCUGAUCAGAGAAGCUGAUCUGUCUCAAAAGAAGCAGGAAAAAUUAACAUUUGCUUCUGAUGUUUUAUUUUUUCUUUAAUUUUUGUUUCUUUUUACUUUCUUUCCUUCCAACAAAAAAUAUGUAAAUGUAAAUGUAAAUGUUAUUUAUUUAUGCAGCCCUUUACAACAACCCUUUCGGUGAACCAAAGUGCUUUACAAUACAUAGUAAAUAAAAAUGAAUAAUUAAAAACAAUAAAAAGCAAAUAAAAACAAUAAAAGCAAUUUUAAAAAAGAAUAAUAUACAAUGCAAUAAAAUAAAGUGUCAUUGCAUUUAAAAAGGCCCAGGUCAAAAAUAAAUCUGAUUUCGGUGCGGAGCUUAUUCCAGAGCCUGGGACCAGCAACUGAAAAGGCUCAGUCACCCCAGUGUUUGUGUUUUCAUCUGGGCACUUCCAGUAGAAGUUGGUUUGACUACCUCAGAGCUCUACCCGGCUCCCACAUGUUAAAAGCUCAGUUAAAUAGAUGGGGAUGAGGCCGUUAAGAGCUUUAAAAACAAACAUUAAAAAUUUAACAUCAAUCCUAAAAGAGACGGGAAACCAGUGAAAGGAGCUAAGGACAAGAGUGAUGUGCUCACAUCUGUUAGUGUUAGUUAAAAGCAUUUUGCACAAGUUGAAGAUGACUAAGAGAUGAUUAGGAGAUGCCAACAUAAAGUGCAUUACAAUAGUCUCAUCUUGAGCUGAUUAGAGCAUGGAUGACUAUCUACUAUAGUACAAUAGUAUCUAUAUACUAUAAUCCUUCUCUUCACUCUCACAUGUUUACCAGCCUGUCCAGAGAGCCACUUCCUGUGCUCCACAGGACUGUGUGUGGAGAAGAGCAGACGCUGUGAUGGUCUGGAUGACUGCCAGGAUGAAAGUGACGAGGUCUUCUGCUGUGAGUCAUCUAACAAGCUUAAUAAAACCGGUUGUUUAAAAAGUAAAGUCUUGCAUACAAAAAUCUUUUAUGUCUUCACAGCAAGGCCAACCAAGAACUGUGGAGGCAAGAGUCCUCUGCAUCCUUUGUUCGUGUGCAACGGAGAGAGUGACUGCAACAAUGGCAGAGAUGAGAUCAACUGCACUCAAGGUAAGACUUUUUACUCUUAUUUUAAACGGUUACAUCAACAAUUACUGAGCAAUAAUGAUACUGUCUCUGUCAGAAACAACCUGCUCUGCUAUAAGGUAUCAGUGCAACAGUGGCUCCUGCAUCUUGAAGAAAAAUGCUAAAUGUGAUGGUGUUUAUGACUGUCGGGACCGCAGUGAUGAGGCAGACUGUGGUAAGUGAUCCGAUUUUUCCUGCGCAGGCUGAAAAUGUGCAAGUUGCAGUUGGAGUAAGAAACUAUUAUAUGAUAUUUUUCUACAUUAAAAUUACAAGACAACAUCAACAUUUUUUCUUCAGAGUAGAUAAAACUUAAACUCCUGUUAUUAUCCUAAUUGUUUUCCUUCUUCAGUGAAUAAGUUCUCCUCAUCCAUGAUCAAACACAGAUGAACUACUUCUUAAUAAAACCUUGUGUACAUAGUGAUUAAACUGUACCCACAGUGAUGGAUCAUUCAAGUAGCCUCAUGAGAAAGUUGUCGUAAUUUCACAAUUCACUGGGCAGUCAAGUGCCAACCUGCCGACCCGCAGCGCAGAGGUGACCCAGCCGUACAAGCAGCUUCACUGUUUGCUUUUGUUUCAUAAUGGUGGGAUAUUAAGGCGAUGGGAACAGGCCUGUCUUUGAUCACACACUGACACUGGGUUUACUGUACACGUACCUAUCACACAAUAUUAGAGUUCUACUUUUAAAGUGGACAUCUUUUUGAUGGACUGAUGAUUUUGCAUGCCUUCAUAGUGGACUUUGUAGGUGUACAAGCACAUUUGAGCUGAAAACUGAAACAAGAACACUUGGCUUGGAUGACCCCUGAUCAGAACCGCUAACGACUCAUGAUUAUGAUAGUUAUAUUGAAUUUAUAAUGCAAUCAAAAUAAAGCAGCAAAUGGUCUAUGAACCCCAGGCCAGCAGAGAUGUGCAUGCACACGAGUUCAGUGAAGUUAAAGCAGCAUGAUGAUCAUAUCCAUCUGUGCGUGUUUUCCUGUCUAGUCUGUGGUCAUCCCUCUGUUGUGAAGAAAGUCGUUUCACCAAAGGGACAAGAGCGUAUUGUGGGUGGGGAUAACUCAGUGGAGGGGGAGUGGCCAUGGCAGGUCAGCCUCCACUUCUCUGGUAACCUGUACUGCGGUGCCUCAGUCCUCUCCUCUGAUUGGCUCAUCUCAGCAGCACACUGCUUCAGCAAACAGAGGUCAGUGCGUGUUACCUCAGCCUCACAACACAUUAUUGUACUGGCAACUGGACUUUCACUGAAAAGACAGAUUUAAUACAAAGAUUUUAAAAAAUUAAAGGAAAAAUGUUUUUAAAAAUGAGAAUUAUGAAUUAAUAAUCACAAAUUAAAUCUCUGAAAAAAAUGUUACAUAGUAUUAGAUUGUUUGUAUUAUUCCUCUCUUAAUUCAUGUGACACUGAAGUCAACUCAAGAAUCACAAUCAUUUCUUGACCCCAUCUGUGACCCCUCACCUUUGACUCCUCCAGACUGUCUGACCCACGUUUCUGGAGCGCUCACCUCGGCAUGCUGACUCAGGGCAGUGCCAAACACGUGGCAGAGAUCCAGCGGAUUGUGGUGCAUGAGUAUUACAAUGCGUACACGUUUGACUAUGACAUCGCUCUGCUGCAGCUGAAGAAGCCCUGGCCUCCCUCCCUCAACCCACUGGUGCAACCUGUGUGUCUGCCUCCCACCUCCCACACUGUCACCCAGAGCCACCGCUGUUGGGUCACUGGGUGGGGGUACCGCUCUGAGGAUGGUGAGAAAACUUUAAUUUUCCUUUCUAUUUUCUUUGGGUGUCACUAUUUUUAUUUCCAUUUGUUUCACUGACAGUGGCAAUCAGUCAAAUCUUAUCUCUAGCAUAUUCAAAUGCCACUUUCAAACUAGAUGUCACACACUGCAAAGGCGUGUUUCUAAGAGGAAUCUAGCUUCUUUGAGCUUUUGAACUUCCCUAACUGUGUCACAUGCAUCUCAUUAACUGUCAAAGACAACCAGAGACAUGCAAAAUACUGCAGACAAAAUACUGCAGAUAUUUUUAUGUCCUGAUAUAUCUUAAUGCCUUCAGUGUCUUUAUCUCUACCUGUGACUGUCCUGUAAGUUGCAUCACACAUCUUUUAUAAGCUUCCAAAGUUGCAUCCUCAUCCAUAAAGAACAUUUUAUGAGUAAUUCUCCUCAGCUUUUUAGUUAAAGUACAAAACUUUUUUCUUGUAAUCGAUCAUUAUGAUCUUUCCACACCUCCCCCACUGCAGACAAAGUGCUUCCCUCUGUGCUGCAGAAAGCAGAGGUGUCCAUAAUGAGUCAGACUGAGUGUAAGAAGAGCUAUGGACCUGUCUCACCCCGCAUGCUGUGUGCAGGGGUCUCCUCUGGAGAGCGGGAUGCCUGCAGGGUGAGCUCACAUCUGUCUGCUUUGUGCACCUGUAUUUUCAUUUAUACCAAGAGAUGAGACAUUGAAAGUAUCUGAAAGUGCUUUUCUGUAUCUUUCUUUGUGACCCAGGGUGACUCAGGGGGCCCUCUGACCUGUCAGGCUCCAGGCGGAGGUCGCUGGUUCCUCAUUGGCAUUGUGAGCUGGGGGGCGGGCUGUGGCCGACCGAACCUACCUGGGGUCUACACCAGGGUUAACAAGUUCACCUCCUGGAUCUACAGCCAUAUCAGCUGA